This is a messenger RNA of Nerophis lumbriciformis (worm pipefish), 381 nucleotides long. The record is from RefSeq and is a predicted model, not a curated record. NCBI's taxonomy places the organism in Eukaryota, Metazoa, Chordata, Actinopteri, Syngnathiformes, Syngnathidae.
AGAAUGCCUAAAUCAAAGGAAGUGCUCUCCUCCUCAUCUGGGAGUGAAUCUGAUAGUGAUGUCGAAACCAAGGCAAAGCGAAAGAAGCCAAGUGCACCAGAGAAGCCGGCUAAGAAACCAAAGACUGGAGAGAGCGGUAAGACUGCCGGAUCUUCCAAAGGCGACAAUAACACCGAGGACAACAUGUUCCAAAUUGGAAGGAUGAGAUAUGUCUCUGUUCGGGACUUCAAAGGUAAAGUUCUGAUCGACAUCAGAGAGUACUGGACAAAUCCAGAUGGCGAUAUGAAGCCUGGGAAGAAAGGCAUCGCCCUUAAUCCUGAACAAUGGAACCAACUGAAGGACCAGAUUUCAGAAAUUGAUGAGGCCAUUAAAAGAAUAUGA